AACUAACGAGGAUGAUGAUCCCAAUGGGGGGUAAUUAGAGCUCGGCUGAUCCCAGAGGCCCCAGUGACUUCCCAGUCUGUAUAAUUGGCCUUUAAUUGAUUUCCCGCAGCAGGAAAGGUGCAAGCGUGGCACCGAGGGGCCAGGUACAUUGGCACAGAAACUCUCAGUGGCACCCAGGCAGCGCCCAUAAGUAGCCCUGGCACAAUGGGGGGGCUACGGGCAGAACCAGCAUUGCAGUAAGACAGAUCCCCUUUGGAUCCCACCAUGACAUCAGACAAUGAGACCUGUUUCCACCCCACCACUUUCAUUCUGCUGGGAAUACCCGGCCUGGAACCCUUCCACACCUGGAUCUCCAUCCCGUUCUGCUCCAUAUUCCUCAUUGCGGUGAUCGGGAACCUUGUGGUCCUGCAGAUCAUUAUAUCGGAGGUGAGUCUCCAUCAGCCCAUGUACAUCUUCGUCACGGUGCUAUCCAUCAUUGACUUGGUUCUGGCCAACUCCACCAUGCCCAAGCUGCUCAGUAUCUUCUGGUCCAGCUCCAACGAGAUCCCCUACCACACGUGCCUCUUCCAGAUGUUUCUCCUCCAUGCAUUCUCUGCCAUUGAGUCUGGCAUCUUCGUGGCCAUGGCCUUUGAUCGCUAUGUUGCCAUAUGCAAUCCACUCAGGUACAAGGUGAUCCUGAGCAAUGGGACGAUCAUCAGAACCAGCGCUUUAGCUGUUAUCCGUGGGGUUAUUUGUAUCCUGCCUCUGUUUCUUCUGGCCGAGAGGCUUCCUUGGUACAGGAGCAACAUUAUCCUCCACUCGUACUGCGAGCACAUGGCUGUGGUUGGACUCGCCUGCCAAGAUGUUUCCCUCAAUGACCACAUUGGCAUGGUCGUUGGGUUCCUGGUACUAGCCAUGGACUCUUUGUUCAUUGUAUUGUCCUACAUCAAGAUUCUGAGGGUUCUGCAGAGACUGCCUUCCACCGCUGGGCUCAAAGCCUUCGGCACUUGUGUCUCCCAUGUCUGUGCCAUUCUAACCUUCUAUGUCCCUAUCCUUGUCUCCUCCUUGGUGCACAGGUUUGGCAGGAACGUUCCUCACCCUACUCACAUCUUGUUGGCCAACUUCUACCUCCUCAUACCCCCCAUGCUCAAUCCCCUGGUCUACGGCAUGAAGACUAAGAAAAUUCAGCAGAAAGUGAGGAAAUAUCUUUAUCUGUUCUAAAUAAAUAAUUCUCUUCUUGAAAA
Xenopus tropicalis (tropical clawed frog) is the source of this 1223-nucleotide messenger RNA. It is a transcript of the gene or52m1, whose product is annotated as olfactory receptor family 52 subfamily M member 1. Gene Ontology annotation, biological process: signal transduction; nervous system process; detection of chemical stimulus involved in sensory perception of smell. Gene Ontology annotation, cellular component: membrane. The coding region runs from base 265 to 1200 and encodes 311 amino acids. NCBI's taxonomy places the organism in Eukaryota, Metazoa, Chordata, Amphibia, Anura, Pipidae. Gene Ontology annotation, molecular function: G protein-coupled receptor activity; olfactory receptor activity. The transcript is spliced from 2 exons. The record is from RefSeq and is a predicted model, not a curated record.